Messenger RNA from Carcharodon carcharias (great white shark), 1025 nucleotides. RefSeq names its product coiled-coil domain-containing protein 92. The coding region runs from base 108 to 1025 and encodes 305 amino acids. The transcript has 4 exons. The record is from RefSeq and is a predicted model, not a curated record. NCBI's taxonomy places the organism in Eukaryota, Metazoa, Chordata, Chondrichthyes, Lamniformes, Lamnidae.
CCAACCCCAUCUCCCUGUCUGUAACAGACGUCCUUGGGAUUGUGCCUUUGUUCAGAUCUGCAGCAAAUCAGUUCCGAGACUGGGAGCUUGCUGUUUUCCUGGUCACCAUGGAGACCUCGUCCCUGGAGCGACAGCUGCAGAGUGUUCAGAGAAACAUCGCCUUCUUAAAGGGGGAGCAUAUGGACUUACUGCACGGGCUGCACAUGGAGAUCCUGCAACUGCAGAAACGCUGCACUGAGUUGACAUAUGAACUAACAUUGAAGUCGUCAAAAAGUGGCCAAUCAGACGACUGUGAGCAACAGGAGGACUGCGCUCCCCUCGAGGCUCAAAUCAGAGAGAAGGAGCUGCAAAAUGCAGCGCUGAGAAAAGAACUCUGCCACAAAGAGGCCCUGAUAACUGCGCUGGAGGACAGCCUACGGAGGAGGGAGCGGCUGUUCCUGGAGGAACUCAAGAGACGGAGUCACAGGAUGACCCUCCUGAAUAGUGAACUGCAGAAGCAGUCUGAGACUGCGGCUCAUCUCUCAUUUCAGUUGCACAGCUUCAAACAGAAGCUAAGUAACUCUAGGCAAGGUAAUCGGCCUUCAGACAAGCCUUCUGAUAAAGCCAUCCCUACAUCUCCAGUAUAUACAUCAAUAUCACUGAAAAGGAACCAUAAGGUCCAUUCCAAAAUGACUGAUAAGACCUGCACUGACAGAGCAAUGGGGACAGGCUCCUCUCAGCAAAGGCGACGGGUGGCACAGGACGAACUGGACCCCAUGCCUGACCCUGCACUUUUCCUACGAGCGAGGUGGCAUUACGGCCAGAGGCAGAACCAGGUGAGCCGUCCGGCUGUGCCCGUUAGCCAGGAAUGCGGACUUGAGAGCGCCAGCCUUGCAGCAGCAUUGCAAACACCCAGGACUGUACCAGAGGGGAGCUCAAAGAGUUCGAACAUUCUGGGGCCUCCUGCCGAGACGGAGAUCCCCCUCACUGACGAGGAAAGCGCCGGCGAGGAUUUGCAAAAGGCGCGGGAAAGUUUUCGAAAAUAG